AUGAAUGAAAUAUUUCUCGUACAAGCUCAUAAUGAUAAAGAUCCACCAAAUUUCUUUAUUCAAUUUGCGCCAUACAAUAGUACACAAAAUUCAUCUAAAUGUUCAAUUCACUAUCCUGAUGAUUUACAAAAUUAUGUUUACACAGUUGCUGUGGGAAAGAAGCCGAAUCAAAAUCAAGUACAAUUUUUCUUUGCCGGUGAAGUACUAAAUACUGACAAUGGAACAUUUAUUGGCGUGGCAAAAUAUAAUCUAACGAACGAUGUUUCGAAUUCAUCGAACUUUUGUGCGACAGGUUUCUCUUACUCGACGCAAUACCUACCCAAUUAUGCACAUCAAGAAUACUAUAUCAUUGGAGUUGAACCGAAGGGUCUUCUUGUCUAUGGAUUUGCUAAUGAUUUUAUCUUCAUCUUUGAUUCUCAGAAUGUUUCAACUUUCAAAUCAUGGAAUAGCAGCUUAACAUGGCCAAACGUCUCAUUUACACCCCAUGCAGUUGACAUCAGUGACAAUUUUGGUGUUGUUGCUGGUUUCAUUAAAAAUGAUCCGAAUGGAAGAGUCAAAUUUAGUCCAAUCAUUUAUCUCCUUAAUUUCAAUUCAUCUAAUCAUCAUCCGAUUGUUGUUGAUCAACAUGUACCAUAUGCUACUCCAGGUACAUGGCAAGAUUUAUUAAUCAAUGACGAUGCAGAUAUUUAUUCAGCCAAAUACAGUAUGUCAAUCAGUAUCAAUAGUCGUGGUUAUGUUUUAGUUGGUAUGCAAUUCAUCAAUAGAGUUUUUUUAUUUUCGGUAAACAUCAAUAAUCCGAUAUCAUUAGUGAACAUUAGUAGAAACACGAAUGGUCGGUCAUUGGGAAAUGGAAAAAGUGUAGCUUGGUUAGAUAAUGGAAGUAUGGCUGCUAUAAUUGUCAACACAUAUUCAUUAGCAUAUGAGUGGAUAUCAUCGAGUAUCUACUUCUAUGAUAUGAGACUGAAUAAUUAUAGUUCGAAAAGUAGUCCACUCUCAGUUUUCCCUAAUUAUCAUCAAUCGUUACCGAGAAAUUUUCGUUCCGUGUUGUUAAAUAUCGUUUCAUCGCCAACAUCACUAGCUUUAAUGGAUGAUUUCGGAAGCUUGCUCAUAUUCAACCCGACGCCCCCUGGUUAUUACCCGUCCAUACUAGAAACAACAUCGGUACCAACUAUUACUUUUGCAAAGACAUGCCUACCAGGUAUGUAUAAAGAUCAAUACGGUAUACAUGAUUGUAUUCUCUGUCCAACUGGUACAAGAGCUUCUGUUGAUACUACAACUGAAUGUAUGCCAUGCGCGCCUGAAUCAUUAUGUUCUCUUGGUGCAGUGGAUGAAUUACCACGCUCUGUAUUGAAAAAUACCGUACAAGUUAUCGCUUAUCCAAAAUCACCCGAGAGUACUAUGUUUGAAGAGAUAUUAAUUAAUAACAUGUUUCAUAUAGGAUCGGGUCAUUGCCUGAUCAUAUCACCAUUAUUUUGGUCAUUAGUCGUGGCGGGUAUAGCUAUUCUCACGUUAAUAUUAAUUGGAGUAUUGCACUUUUGUGUGUUGCAUCCAGGAAGCACUCGAGUUAAGAAACGAAUUCAAUGGACGUUUAAAAAAAUAGAUAUGAUUCGAGAAGGUGAAUUGUGGAUGGGAGGUUUAGCAUCGUUGUCUCUGAUGGUUUUACUUUGUUUUGCCUAUGCAUUUAGCAAUGCAUAUCUUAAGCAAUAUCCGAUUGAAACAUCGUCCGACUCUUAUUUCGCUUGCGAUAGAUCGAUUCGUAAUGCUAAGUUUCAAACAAGUCUUUAUUCACUGGCUAUACCAGGUGCAGACGCCGAAGAAGAGAUGUUUCAUAUACUUGAUGGACAAGAAUUUACUCUCAAUGUUGAUUUCAUCAAUACACUUAUUAAUUGUGACGUUGUAUCACUGAAAACUCUAUUAGGUACAACUUGGUCGACAUUUCGUUGGUCUACCUGUGACAAUAUUAAUUCGACACUAUCCUUAUCUAUUCUGUUGCCUGUUGAACAUACAUCUAUAGAAAUUACCUUAGCUGAUGUUGGCAUCAUUAGUGCUCUGCGCAUAGGUUUAAGUGGUCAGAAAAAUGAAAAAGAAUUUUAUUAUCUAAGAGAGUUAAAUUCAUUUCAAUCUUUUUCAAAGAACGGAUCUAUACUUGCACAUGCAUUACCUUUAGCUGUAUCAGUAACAAAAGUUAUCAAUGUAACAGUACCGAUGCAAGGUGAAAAAUCCAAUUAUACUGGCAUCUACAUUCUUACAUAUUGGGAUGAUUUAAACAAUUUAUUUCUUUCACAAGAUCAAUAUGUUAAAUUAACAUCUACAAAGACAGUGUUGACAGUAGUGAUAACUGAAACACCCUACUAUGUAAAAAAUGUACAACAGCCAAUAGUUAGACAAGCGCAGCUUAUAUUUCAUAAUAUCUUAUUCACUGUAGUUUGUUUUGAAAUAUUUGGUCUCAUAUUCAUAAUGUACAAACUGAUAAUCGAACCACUUUAUCAUCUCAUUUAUCGAAUAUUCUCUAGUCGAUGUAAGAGAUACCAAGCAAAUAAUCAGAAGGUGAAUUAUGAUCAUAAAUAUAUGGACACUAUCUCAAAUACUGAAAGUACUCUUGAACAACCAAUCAGACAUAAGUUCUAA
Messenger RNA from Rotaria socialis, 2628 nucleotides. The record is from the annotation of a GenBank genome assembly. Lineage: Eukaryota; Metazoa; Rotifera; Eurotatoria; Philodinida; Philodinidae.